AAUAUACGCGCUAGUGUGUAGAUCAGAGUGUUUGUCUAAGUAGCAAUACGUGGCCACCGAAGACAUGGAGUUUACCGUAAUCACUAGCUCGCAAUUGCAACCUAACUUACUGGCAUGUGGUACUGUGGAAGGCGACCUUUACAUACUAGAUGCUUUCAAACCAUCAUGUAAUCGGAUUAGACAGGAAGAUAAAGUAACAACAGAUAUUAGCUACAUAUCCGAUGCAAAACACCACUCAUUGGUUGAACUGUUGAUUAAAAGACAUAGGAUAUUCAAAAGUGGGAUUGUUGCACUGGAGUAUCACCCUAGGCUGCCCUCAGUGCUAGCAGUUGGUCUCAAUGAUGGGACGCUGCAGGUGCUGUUCCUGGAGCCAGAGAACCCAGAAUUGAAGAAGAAUGUGUUUCUGCAUAAAUUCGACCAUAGAGUAGAUCAGAUACAAUGGCUGUUAAUGGACCGUGGAUCUGACCCGGAACCAUCACGGCAAAACUCAAUGUCAUUCGGAGAUCGAAUAUGGAAUCGAAUAUCUAAAACACCAUAUGUAUCCCUUAUUAUCGCAAGAUCAGGUUCUGUUAUCACCUGGAUGCCACUAGAGAAAAGGGCAAAAUGCCACAGGCUGAAUGUUGGUACUAAUCCUCAAGGAGUAGUUUAUCGCACUGAUGAGUAUAUUGAAUCCCAAAGCAAUGUAGAACCAUCUGAUCAAAUGGUGAGCAUGACUCAGCAGCAAUCGUUAAUAAUAUGUACUGUCAAGUGGCCCUUGCCAGGAUACUUCAGCGAGGAACUGGAACAUGAAAGUUUAACUAACUUUUGCAUAGUACAGGAAGCAUUGUGUGUAGUACACAGCUCAGAGGGUAUAUAUCUCGAGAUUUACAUACCGGAGUACUACGAUGAUAGUAUCGAGUUUGUUAGGUUCCAUACUCGCAUCGAUACCAAUGCUACUGGAGUGCCGUCAGCAGUACAUAUAAGCCCGAAGCAGUAUAACCAAAUGAAUCGAUACUUGGAAACAGGCUCUCCACAUAUGUUCACGCUCCAAGGAGAUCGAUGUAUCAACGCGUUAAGUGAAUUCAUGGCCAUCGCAACAAUGGACGGAGCUGUUUACGUCACCUCAAUGCUACACAUAUAUAACCAAGUGCGCAGUGUAUAUUAUCCCAGGAUUACGUCAACACCAAGUGGUGUAUCCACAGAAGUAUUAGAACCGCAUGAUAUCGUUGCCAUAGUACACAUGGAUAGUUUCCAGCUGGAUCAGCCCGUGCGCUCACUGAUGUGGACACUCAUAUGGAAUGACUAUACCCAGCCGCCGACGAUGUUGAGGCCAGAUGAAUGUUGCUGUACCAGCGAUGUCGCAUUCCUCCUAUCGGCACUUUGCCACGAUGGGAUACGUGUCCUUAAACUGUAUAGCUCAAACUGUGCACUGGCCCUUAAGGUACGCCAUAUGGUGCACGCACAAGCUAGAGCAAUGCACUGGGUAGAAGAUACACUACCGGGUGAUAUCAAGCUUAUAUGGGCUACCGAAAACAGCAUAUCACGUAAAUCAUUUGGGUAGUUUAACCACAUUAAAUACUAAUACACUGCAUAACGAUAUUAGGGCUUAGUAAGAGGUUUACUCAUAAGCAUC
Molecule: messenger RNA, 1612 nt
Organism: Babesia bovis T2Bo
Lineage: Eukaryota; Apicomplexa; Aconoidasida; Piroplasmida; Babesiidae
Exons: 1
Coding region: 65-1540 (491 amino acids)
Molecular function (GO): protein binding
Source: RefSeq, a predicted model, not a curated record